GAGUUAGGGAACGCAACUAUUAUUUAUCGCCUGUGAAAAGUUCGUACAUAAGUGGUACAUAUGUAAAGGAUAGAAUUGUGUUCUUCGAAUAAUUAAAUGCGUCCAUUAUGUCUUUGCACUCUGAUACUGGAAUAGAUAGCACGAUCGGAGAGUAACAACAAGACCGCAGAAGCCACAAUCAAAAUCCCAUUCGAGUCAGUACAGCGUGCAGUGAUAGUUUAUCGAGUAUUAAGCGUUGAUAAGGAACCGAGUCGUAAUUUUGUCCAAAAGGAAUUGCGUUUAGUGGGUGAUGAAAUUGAAGUACACUUUAAAGCUACUCAUGUAAAACACUUACGAACAGCAAUCACAUCCUUUUUCGGAUCCCUCUUACUCUGUACGGACACAAUCAAAGAAUUUGCACCAAGUUCUGAAACUGCUACCACUAAUGCCAGAGCACACACCUGCACCAACACCGCAUAGAGCGGUGUACGGUUUCAGUUUUUAUUUACUUUUCUUUACUCUAUUCAUUCUAUAUUUAAUGUGGGCGCUUUUGCCAACUGAAAGUUGGGGUCUAAACUACCUGCCAGAUAAAUACUUCGCUGCAUAUUUACCAAUACUGGUGCUUAUGGGUAUGUUCGUUUUUGAAUUCUUCGUAUAUCCGGGAAUUUGUUUGGCUAUGACACCCAACGUAGAUGAUGUGGAGUCUGUGAUGGAUACUGCUUUAUUAUUGCGACAUGCCGAGGGUGAUAAAUCUGUAAAUUCCAAGAAUAAUAGUGUGUGGGCGCGUGUUAGAUACAUUAAACAAGCGAAACCGCGAAAAGAACGCGAAGUGCUUUCCAACUGUGACUUUUGCAAUAGUACACAUCGCCUACCAGCAGCACAUGAACAGAUAUCUACAUUGAGGUUUUUGGAUUUACAGGAUGUUAAUAGUAUUUUUGAUUAGAGGCAUCAAGAAAUAAAGCUACAAUUUAUGUAUGUACA
Molecule: messenger RNA, 960 nt
Organism: Rhagoletis zephyria (snowberry fruit fly)
Lineage: Eukaryota; Metazoa; Arthropoda; Insecta; Diptera; Tephritidae
Gene: PIG-P
Product: phosphatidylinositol glycan anchor biosynthesis class P
Biological process (GO): GPI anchor biosynthetic process
Cellular component (GO): endoplasmic reticulum
Source: RefSeq, a predicted model, not a curated record